AUGCCACGUCCUCCUAUAGCUGAUCUCCCCGUGGAUUGGCCACCGCCAGCCACGCCUCUCGACCUCGCCCACACCCCACUUGACCCAGGCCUAGUGACGCCCAUGGAUGAUCUCGAUCCCCAGGCGCAGCAGCACCACGACCACCAUGGUGGCUACGCUUGGGGAGCUUGGUUUGAGGCUGACAAUGAUCACGACCUCAACACCAUGCCAAGCCAUAGCCAGCACCUUAGCUACACAGAGUCACCCUUUGUGUCAAAUAAUCCGACACAGCAUCCGCCGCCGUACUUCACCCAGCCCAUAGACAAUAGCGUGCAAUACUCGAUGCUGCAAAGCCCGUCGGCAGAUCCGGCCUAUAGUCCAGGAACCAUCGACCCGUCAAGUACCACGAACAUGUCCACCUCUACAGAUACGAGUACCGAAUCCCUGAUUGGGCGGAGGCCUCGUACGCAACGCGAGCGCAACCGCCUGGCCGCGCACAAGUGCAGGCAAAAGUCGAAGCUGAAUGCGGAGGAACUGCAAAAGCAGGAACGAGAACUCGCGGAGCAGCAUCGAUGUUUGACACAGCAUGUCCAAUUUCUCCGAAACGAGGUCCUCGAUCUAAAGAACGAAAUCCUUCGCCAUGGAACCUGCAACUGCGAGCUGAUCGGCGAGUAUAUCGCCAGGGCCGCGCAGAGCCUUCCGUAG
This is a messenger RNA of Microdochium trichocladiopsis, 684 nucleotides long. RefSeq lists its product as uncharacterized. Gene Ontology annotation, molecular function: RNA polymerase II cis-regulatory region sequence-specific DNA binding; DNA-binding transcription factor activity, RNA polymerase II-specific. Bases 1 to 684 code for a protein of 227 amino acids. Gene Ontology annotation, biological process: regulation of transcription by RNA polymerase II. The transcript has 2 exons. The record is from RefSeq and is a predicted model, not a curated record. NCBI's taxonomy places the organism in Eukaryota, Fungi, Ascomycota, Sordariomycetes, Xylariales, Microdochiaceae. Gene Ontology annotation, cellular component: transcription regulator complex.